Messenger RNA from Desarmillaria tabescens, 627 nucleotides. RefSeq names its product telomere stability and silencing-domain-containing protein. The record is from RefSeq and is a predicted model, not a curated record. The transcript is spliced from 2 exons. Gene Ontology annotation, cellular component: nucleus. Bases 1 to 627 code for a protein of 208 amino acids. NCBI's taxonomy places the organism in Eukaryota, Fungi, Basidiomycota, Agaricomycetes, Agaricales, Physalacriaceae.
AUGACCACCAAUAUCCUCGUCUCUGCAUUUGCUCCCUUCCCCUCCUUGUCGUUGGCAGUGCCGUCGUUGACGCCUGUAUCAUCUAUCUUGCCUUUGCUUGAAGAGAGGUAUCCUCUUCUUCCAGUGGACUCACUUCGACUCUCCACCCAUUCUGGGGCUCCUCUCAUAGACGAAGCACCUCUUUCAACACUCCUCAAUGACUCUGAUUUCUUGACGCUUCGUCUCACACCUCGACUCCUCGGUGGUAAGGGAGGUUUUGGGUCUCAGCUGCGGGCGGCAGGUGGGCGUAUGAGCAGCCAGAAGACAAGCAACAAUGAUUCAUGUCGGGAUCUGAGUGGGAGGCGAUUAAGCACCAUAAAGGAGGCGAAGAAGCUGGCUGAGUAUCUUGAAGCAGAACCCGAGCGCGCCGCUGCCAAGGCUGAAGCUCAGAAAGCAAAGCUGGAAGCUCUUGAGCGUAAAUUAGGCAUCGAGCCGAGGAAAGGAUCCAGUAGCGGAACAAGCACUCCAGGACAGUCCGAGCCUACACCGCUGGCAGGCAAGAAGCAUCGGUUUGACGAUACGGAAUACUUGGAGCAGAGCAAGGAGCUAGUGGAUGGUGUCAAGAACGCGGUGUCUGCUGGUAAGUAG